This is a messenger RNA of Trematomus bernacchii (emerald rockcod), 545 nucleotides long. It is a transcript of the gene atp2b4, whose product is annotated as ATPase plasma membrane Ca2+ transporting 4. The transcript is spliced from 3 exons. Lineage: Eukaryota; Metazoa; Chordata; Actinopteri; Perciformes; Nototheniidae. Gene Ontology annotation, cellular component: intracellular membrane-bounded organelle. Gene Ontology annotation, molecular function: P-type calcium transporter activity; PDZ domain binding. The record is from RefSeq and is a predicted model, not a curated record. The annotation marks the transcript as partial. Gene Ontology annotation, biological process: regulation of cytosolic calcium ion concentration.
ACUAUGGCAAAGCGGCUGGUGGCGUGGUGGAAGACAGUGAGGCGGAGGCUGGAUGGUUCGGAGGUGUAGCCAUCCUUGUGGUGCUUUUGGUCUGCACCGCCCUGGCGACAGCCUUCGGCGACUGGAGUAAGGAGAAGCAGUUCCGCAGUCUCCAGAGCCGCAUGGAUCAGGAGCAGAAGUUCACCGUGGUCCGGGCAGGGCACGUGAUCCAGAUCCUUGUGUCGGAGAUGGUCGUCGGAGAUAUCGCACAAGUCAAAUAUGCUGACCUCCUGCCUACUGACGGCUUCCUGAUCCAGGGCAACGAUCUGAAGAUUGACGAGAGCUUUCUGACCGGGGAGUUUGAUCAUGUGAAGAAGAGUGUCGACAAGGACCUCAUGUUGCUGUCAGGUACCCAUGUGAUGGAGGGCUCUGGCAAGAUGUUGGUCACUGCUGUUGGAGUGAACUCUCAGACUGGAAUCAUCUUCGCGCUGCUUGCUGCUGAGGAGGAGGAAGAUGACUGUGAUUGUGCUGAGAAUGCUGACAAAGAAAAUAAAUACCAUUAUUAA